Messenger RNA from Eruca vesicaria subsp. sativa (arugula), 1777 nucleotides. The record is from the annotation of a GenBank genome assembly. NCBI's taxonomy places the organism in Eukaryota, Viridiplantae, Streptophyta, Magnoliopsida, Brassicales, Brassicaceae.
AUGGUCUCAUAUCUCAAAAACAAUAUUCACCAUGAUGAUUCUCUUUAGUACUCUCCAUCUUUCUCUCUUCUCUUUGGCACUUGCAAUCUCCGGUUACAUUUUCCUCAGGAAACUGAGAAAGUGUGAAGCUGACAGCUCAACCAUCCCUGAGCCAAUGGGAGCUUUGCCUUUAUUCGGCCACCUCCAUCUUCUGCGCGGUAAAGAACUCGUCUGCAAGAAACUUGCUGCCAUAUCCGACAAACUUGGUCCCAUCUUUUCCCUCAAGUUAGGGUUUUACAAACUGGUUGUAACCAGCGACCCCGAUAUCAUCAAAGAUUGUUUCACCACCAACGACUUGGUUCUAGCCACUAGACCCAAUAUAUCCUUUGGUCGGUACGUAGGCUACAACAACGCAGUUCUAGCGCUGGCUCCCUACGGAGACUAUUGGCGUGAGUUGCGUAAGAUCGCCACCGUCCAUCUAUUCUCAAACCAGAGCAUGGAGAUGCUCGGCCACAUUCGUUAUUCGGAAGUAAACGCGUUCAUUAAGCAGAUAUACAAAGCGGGUGGUGAUAAUACAUCGACUGUGAAGAUUGACUUGUUAUUCGAGUUUUUGACUUUCAAUAUAAUCCUUAAGAAGAUGGUUGGGAAGAGAACUGAAUUCGGCGAAGUGAAGAGCGAGGAGUGGCGUUAUAAGGAGGCGUUGAAGAGUAGCGAGUACUUGGCUGCUGUUUUCAUGAUAGGCGACGUGAUUCCAUGGUUGGGAUGGUUAGAUUUUUCAAAAAUUGCUCAAAUGAAAAAUACGUUUAAGGAGCUUGACUCGGCCAUCACUAAAUGGCUCCAAGAACAUCUAGAGAAGAGAUCAAGAAAUGAGAAUAAUAAAGAAGAGAAGACUAUCAUGGAUUUAUUGCUUGACAUCUUACCAGAAGAUGUUGUGAUAUGUGGACAUGUACGCGAUGUAAUUGUCAAGGCAACUAUAUUGGUUCUUACACUAACGGGAGCAGACAGUACAUCCAUCACCCUGACAUGGGCGGUAUCAUUGCUUCUUAACAAUCCUGCCGCUUUAAAAGCAGCACAAGAAGAGAUUGACAAUAUCGUAGGGAAAGAGAGGUGGGUUGAAGAAUCCGACAUACCAAACCUCAAGUACCUACAAGCUAUUGUCAAAGAAACUCACCGGCUUUAUCCACCGGCUCCUCUUACAGGAAUUCGCGAAGCGAGUAAAGACUGUUUACUUGGUGGAUACCGUGUUGAGAAAGGCUCACGCUUGCUCGUCAACAUCUGGAAACUUCACAGGGAUCCCAAGAUAUGGCCUGACCCCAAAACCUUCAAGCCUGAGAGGUUUAUGGAGGAGAAAUCGCGAUGCGGAAAGAGCGAUUCAGAGUACAUCCCGUUUAGUUCGGGAAGAAGGUCGUGUCCAGGGAUGAAUCUUGGCCUAAGAGUUGUUCACUUCGUGUUGGCUCGGUUGAUUCAGGGGUUUGAGUUGCACAAAGUGUCUGAUGAACCGCUGGAUAUGACUGAAGGGCCUGGUUUAGCCUUGCCAAAAAUCCAGCCAGUGGAAGUCGUGGCUAUGCCUCGGCUCGACCCUGAGUUGUACCGUUUACUUUAAUAUGUUAUGUAUCAAUAAUUAUCAGGGCACAUGUUGAGAUCAUGCCUUUCUGAUGCAGCUGAUAUAAGAGACGUAUGGAUUUAAGUUUAACUCUCCCAACUCAAAUAACUUUACUCAUUUAGAAGAUGUAUUUUCUUUCAUUCAUGACUUAUUCAAUAGUUCUAACUGGAAAAAAAACACGUUGAACAGUUUGUC